AUGAACUUGCUUCAAAGCGGAGGGAAUAUUGCUCCGUCCAAAGAACAGAGAGAACUGGUUGUCCGCCGAAGCAGCAGUCUCUGGCUCUCUCUGCGCGAAGCCACAAGCCACCAGAAGCCUCCUACUGCUAAUAUACCAGAUAUCAGCCAGGGACUUCGACAAGUCCCCAGCUUCACAGAGACUCAUCAUAAAACUCAUGCGACUUCGACUAGUAUUUUUCUCUUCGCCAAAGGGACCGUAACGUGGUCGACGACGGACGCAUCUGGCUGUGCAGCUCCCAGUUCCUUGGGCAAGACGACAGAAUGCAGCAUCAGUAGGCCGCUGGAGGAAGACUUCAGUCGCCUGGCUGAGACAAGAGAACUUGAACAGAGUUUCCUCUUGGGCAUAAGGGAUGCUACCCCUUGCAGCAUAGACGAGAGCCAUGGGCUGAGACGGUGGCCUGGCAGUGAGGGUGAUUACACGGAAGAGAGCAAUUAUGUGACGGUGCUGGCUCUGGCAUGGGCGUAUAUUCUCUCCAGCCUCUGGGUAGAGUCACAGAAUGGCCGGAUGAGAUAUACAGACGAGAAGGCACCGGUUUCAUCCCCCUCAGCCGCAGUGGACGGCGGAACUCUUGCAGUGUGCAGUGAUACUCCGCCAGCUACGAGAUGCGAUAUUGAAUACCAACCACCAUGGGCAACACGCCUCACUAGCAGCAUGAGAUUGACUAUAUAUGGACCCUCAGGCACCCAGCCCACCACCGAAUGUCCUGGGUCAUAUCAAAGCUUUACAUAUCUCAGGGACUUUUGCCUCCAACGCGACCUUGUGGAGCAGGCGAAAGCUGCCCUAGCAGCGGCCCUCAUGUUCCCUUCUCAUGCACACCUUCGAGUCCCUCUCGCGCUUCCAGCUCCGAUGUACAUGGAUACACAGCCUAGCGCUGAGACAGAAACCUCUCAACUACAAAGUCAAGCCCUCGAAGAUUCAUUUAAGGUGCUACCAAAUCUUAUGACCAUAAGCUCUGCUGCUACUGGGAUUACUGCAGCCCUUUGCAGUGUCUUCUUUGAGCCGUCAAUUCCCUGCAACCUAUGUAGCGAAUGGUUAGAGCCCUUUUUCACAAUCAUUUCUUCCCUGGAUACGCGUCAACUAACAGCCAUGUGCAUGUUACGAAGACCGUCUAUCGGAGGUUGGUGGCUAGGAAGUGCGAUCACCGGUCUUCACAGAUACAUCUUACAAGAGGCUCGAAGCGGUACACCUCUUGUGAACCUACCCUCCUGGUGGUGGACCCAGGUACCCCAGUCUUACUUAUGCUCUCCAUGCUUAAACCCUAUAGACGGGCACGAUUCGUUCAUAUCUCGUCAGAAGGAGGCCGUCUUACUCUAUCUAUCCCAAGAUUCAUGGAGCUAUUCCCCACCAUGGAAACCACCUGGAAAAGUUACAAUAAAUGAUUCUCACAUAGUGGUCCAGGAACACGCCCGCUGCACUGGACAUUUUCUCUCUUACCUGUCAUGGUCGUGGCUCACCGCAGAUGGUUUCUGUGUCCCAGAUGCAGGCUAUUCGUCUUGGGGGAGCGCCCCAGAGACAUAUGACCACUCAGCGUGUUCGGGUAAUGUGAUGACUCCCGACUUGGGAAAAAUGUCUCAGGAGGCGUCAAAAGCCUGUUCUCGAAUGAUAUUCUGGGGUCUAUGGCAGCAAGGAAGUGCAACUCAUGACCGAGAAUUAUAUCAAUCUCUGAAAGCAUGGAUAGACAUGAGCCCGGAUUCUGAAGAUGAUUCCGAGGAAGAUGACUUGGAAUCUGGUGACUCAAUUGGCAAGCCAGAGAACGCGGAGAAAAUUCUAAAUUGGCUUGUUAUAAAGUGA
This is a messenger RNA of Microsporum canis CBS 113480, 1833 nucleotides long. RefSeq lists its product as hypothetical. The transcript has 2 exons. The record is from RefSeq and is a predicted model, not a curated record. Lineage: Eukaryota; Fungi; Ascomycota; Eurotiomycetes; Onygenales; Arthrodermataceae. Bases 1 to 1833 code for a protein of 610 amino acids.